AUGAGUUAUCAACAAUCGCAGGAUAUGUAUCACGACAACCCUUCUGCGCGUUCCCCUGGCUCCCAGCGUCACCAGCAGCCUUUGCACCGUCAACCUUCGCGACAGUUCGACGCGUACGGCCCCAUGCCCGUCAAUCUCUACGAGGACCCAAUGGCCCGUUACGACACGGGCCGUCUCGAACGGUUGAACCCCUCGUUGCACAAUAACAACUACGCUUAUGAUCUGCCCGGCUCGCAGACCUGGAACCCCAAUGGAUUUGCCAACGCUCAGGCCCUGGGAGGUAUUCGGUCGGCUUCUGCCAGUUUGAAGACCAACACUCGGAGUGGUCGGGCUGGUCUGCCUACAACCUGGCUCGACCAGCAGCCUGGUAUUACCAGUCCCUUUUCCAAUCUCGGACCCGGCCCCCUGCAAGGGAGUACGAUGCGUCCGGAAACUACCGGUCAUUCGGAGGUCGACGAUGAGCUGAUCCCCACGGCUAUUGUCAUCAAGAACAUUCCCUUUGCCGUCAAGAAGGAGCAAUUGGUGCAGCUGAUGACCGAGCUGAACCUUCCCUUGCCCUACGCGUUCAACUACCACUUCGACAAUGGAGUUUUCCGGGGCUUGGCUUUUGCCAACUUCACGUCUGCCGAGGAAACCGCUACUGUGAUCGAGGUGCUCAACCACUUUGAGCUUCAGGGCCGCAAGCUGAGGGUGGAAUACAAGAAGAUGCUCCCGCUCCAGGAGCGCGAACGCAUUGAGCGGGAAAAGAGGGAGCGUCGGGGCCAGCUGGAGGAGCAGCACAGACCCAUGCCCAACACUCAGCUCCAGACCCAGAGCUCCAUGUCGUCGCUAACUUCCCAUAUCCCGGCGACUUCCCCAUCGCCCGUUUCGCAGCGUGGUCAGAAACUAGAAGUCGAUUUGAAUGACAGCCAGACGCUUUCGUAUUACUCCCAACUGCUGCUGUUCAAGGAGGAUACGGCUCGCGACUCUGUGCUUUUCCCUCCCAACCUGUCCCCGGUUCAGCGUCGUACUGUCCACACUCUUGCCCACAACAUGGGUCUCGGUCACGCUUCUCGUGGUUCUGGUGACCAGCGACAGGUCCAGGUGUUCAAGGUUGCACCUGGCACCAAUGUGAGCCCUCCGUUGUCUGCCAUUCCACCAGCAGUGCAGCCCGACACUGGCCGCCGCGGACUGAACCGUGCCGCGACGAUUGACUUUAGCGAAGCCCGUAACGAAGGCCCUGGUCCCUACAACACCCUUCGCAACCAGGCCUCGGGAUUUUUAGGCGUUCUAGACUCCCCGGGUAACUUUGGGAACACCCAGAACCUGAGAGCAGCUAAGUCAUUUGCAGACUUGCGCUCCUACACCCCAUCGCCUGUGCCUUCUUCCGCGAGUUUCCCCGCCGCCCUUCAGUCCAACGGUGCCCGCCUCCAGCACUAUGACGGUGCCACCAGCGGCGCUUCCAACACUCCUACCUUGACGCCCGCGCCGUCCGGAUCUUCCCUUGGCAUGCAGAGGGAUGAUAGCCUUUUGGUCAACAGCUUGAGUGGCCUGUCUCUGGGCACGGGAAUUGGUGGACCUAAUGCGAGUCCUCGGAGAUUGAGGGGUAUGUUCUCUUGGGAGCAGGAAAACCAACCUUCCAGCGCUGGUCCUAUCGGCAGCAACCGAUCUAUCGGAAUUGGAUUUGACGGUCAAUCGCAGGAGCGGAUGCCCAUUCGGCAGCCCCGAGGCCCGGCCCCCGAGAAGGGCUCGGGAUUUCGACGUCAGAACGGACAUCAUCAGUCACGUGGAAGUGAUGAAUUGCGCACCAAUUCCGGGGUGGAGAUAAUUGUCGAGUAA
Molecule: messenger RNA, 1818 nt
Organism: Aspergillus wentii DTO 134E9
Lineage: Eukaryota; Fungi; Ascomycota; Eurotiomycetes; Eurotiales; Aspergillaceae
Product: putative R3H domain protein
Exons: 3
Coding region: 1-1818 (605 amino acids)
Cellular component (GO): nucleus; cytoplasm
Molecular function (GO): mRNA binding
Source: RefSeq, a predicted model, not a curated record